GCAGAACAAACAAAUUGCAGAAUCGUGUAGAGAAAUGAGGCAUGAAGUCCACCGUUAAGUGACAAAGACAUGAUGGUUUGAGGGAUAAUGGCAACAGCAGGAGCAUCAGGAGGAUCCACACUGCACAGUGUUACAGAAAACCAGAAGCGAUGGUUGGUCUUUGGAAUUGCACUGAGCAAAGUUCUAGUUUCCCAAAUACGCCCUUUUGUAGAAAUAGAAAUCCAAAGAGAAUAUGGCAACCUUCAAACCAGCCAUGGCAUUCAUACUCAGAGCACAUCAGGGCGUCUUAAGCAUUGGCCAAAGUUCUUAAAGUAUGAGAACAUCAAUGGUAAUGAUAGAAUUCCUAAGCUGCCUCAUGGAAAGUAUGACUUCUCCAAGUUUGAUUGCCGAGUGAUGUCACAUGUUGACUUUGCUAAGUUGUAUGUGGAGAAUCAUAUGGCUAAAUUCAAUGCGUUUGAUGAGUUCUGUGAUGCAUCAGCCAUCCUGGCACUUCUUGGCAGAGUCCCAGUGUUCUCUGUUGAUGUACAAAGUGCAGCAGGUGCUGUAAGAGAGGCUAGGAAUGCCUGGGCGCACUGUGCAUUCUCUGAAUGGGAUCCUGUGAAUUAUCAACAAAACUUUGCUGCUAUGGAACAGCUUGUUAAGAAACUUGGCCUUCCAGGUUCCAGCACAAAGGACCUUUUAACAGAGCUAAAGAAUUGGGAGGGAAAAG
This is a messenger RNA of Pocillopora damicornis (cauliflower coral), 709 nucleotides long. RefSeq lists its product as uncharacterized. NCBI's taxonomy places the organism in Eukaryota, Metazoa, Cnidaria, Anthozoa, Scleractinia, Pocilloporidae. The record is from RefSeq and is a predicted model, not a curated record. Gene Ontology annotation, molecular function: protein binding.